CAUACAAGUGGGACCCACCCCCCACCGAAAUCAAAGAGACAGAGAGAAAUUAGCGUGAGACGCGCUUUCGAUUUUACUUUCCAUGUGACGCCACCCCAUUAUAAUUCACUCUCCCAGCUUUCCCAUUCAAACUAAAAUGGCGAAAUUCUUGCUUCUCCUCCUUGCUGCUUUUGUUGCGUCCGCUUCUGCCGCCCAUUUCGCUAGCGACUCAUUUCUUCUGCAGGGUUGUGUUUACUGCGACACCUGCCGCUGCGGCUACGAGACUUCAGCCUCCAAAUACCUUGCUAAUGCUGUUGUGAGAGUGGAAUGCAGAAGCAGGGGAAAAAACUCCGAACUUACGUACACUAAGGAGGGCGUGACGGACUCAGCUGGAAAAUACAAGAUCCUAGUGGAGAGCGACCGAGCAGAUGACUUCUGCGAUGCAGUGCUUGUGAAGAGCCCAGAUCCCGAAUGCAGCACCCCUGAUGCAGGCCGUGACCGUGCUCGUGUUAUCCUCACCAACAACAACGGCAUGAGCUCACGUACUCGCUUUGCCAACGCCCUAGGGUUUGUCAAGAGAACGCCCCUGGCUAGCUGCCCUCAGAUCCUUCAGCAGUACCAGGAAUCUGAGGAGUAAGAAACAACUUGGUUUUAUAUUUUCAGCAUUAUAUGAUAUGUUAAAAUCUGACAAUAUGUAUGGUAAUUAUGUCUGUUUGUCUUCUCAUACUUAAUUUAGUAGUAUAUGUGGUCACUGGAUUUUGUGGCUUCUGCAGAAUUACUAUGGAUUUGUUUAUUGAUGUCAUGUUCGUUAGUUCUUCCCACAUUUGAAUUGAAUGCUUAAUUUUCCUUUA
Molecule: messenger RNA, 830 nt
Organism: Salvia miltiorrhiza (redroot sage)
Lineage: Eukaryota; Viridiplantae; Streptophyta; Magnoliopsida; Lamiales; Lamiaceae
Product: major pollen allergen Lol p 11-like
Exons: 2
Coding region: 137-616 (159 amino acids)
Source: RefSeq, a predicted model, not a curated record